Molecule: messenger RNA, 1817 nt
Organism: Canariomyces notabilis
Lineage: Eukaryota; Fungi; Ascomycota; Sordariomycetes; Sordariales; Chaetomiaceae
Product: HAD-superfamily hydrolase
Exons: 5
Coding region: 158-1555 (465 amino acids)
Biological process (GO): glycerophospholipid biosynthetic process
Cellular component (GO): mitochondrion
Source: RefSeq, a predicted model, not a curated record
CUUCAACCUGUGCUUUCUCAUGACGCUCAAGUGAGCGAAGUACUUGUACCAUUGCCUGGUUUCAUUAUUGUUCGAAAGCGAUCGGAUUUGUCUUGGUCAAAUAUUGCACGGCGUUAGAGGGGGGAUCUCAGGUUGCUCAGAAAGGGCACGGGGAGAGAUGGCGGGUGUCCUGACUCCUUUUUGCAGUUGCCUACGUGGGCUGACGACCUCGUCCGGUCCACGCAGGGCGGCCAUCGCGGCGUUAUCAUCUCGCCGGGUAGCUUACUACCAUAUAGCUGCGAGACGAACCUUCGCAUGGUCAGCAGCCAGGAAGCACCAGCUGCAAAUUUGCUCCGGUGGGGGCUUCAAGAACGAAGCCAGCCCCGGCGAGGUUGAGCCGCCGUCCUUUGGCUUUGCUUUCGACAUCGAUGGAGUCCUGCUCCAUGUCGCAAAGCCGAUCCCAGGUGCGCCCGCGGUUUUGAAUUUUCUCAAUGAGCACAACAUUCCCUUCAUUCUUCUCACCAACGGCGGAGGCAAGCACGAGAACGAGCGCGUGGAGGAUCUCAAGCAGAAGCUCGGUGUGCAGCACCUAUCAACAGACAAUUUUAUCCAGUCUCACACCCCUUUCCGUGAGCUUGUUGAUGGUCCUGACGGCCUUCGGGACAAGACCGUUCUGGUGACGGGAUCUGACCCUGCCAAGUCCCGUGAGAUCUUCCAACAGUACGGCUUUAGAAACGUCGUCACCCCUUGGGAUAUCUACGCCGCGUACCCAGCCGUGUUCCCUUUCGAGACUGUCCUGUCAUCAUCAGGCCCGACGGCACUGCCCACUCAACCUCUCCCUAAACCCAUCUAUACCGGCACUAACGCCGCAAGCCCCAACGUCGACCUUACCGGUCAUCUAAAAAUCGACGCCAUGUUCGUCACAAACGACCCGCGCGAGUGGGCACUCGACAUCCAACUCCUCUGUGACCUGCUCCUGUCUCACAGGGGCUACCUCGGGACGCACUCGCCCAAGAACGGUGACGCAUCCCUCCCCAACGGCGGCUGGCAGCAGGACGGGCAACCGCGGCUCUACUUCAGCAACGCCGACCUGGUCUGGAGCACGGGCUUCCACCUGCCGCGGUUCGGGCAGGGCGCGUUCCAGGCGGCCCUGCGCGGCGUCUGGAGCCGCAUCACGGGAGGGCACGAGCUGGAAUGCACCGUCAUGGGCAAGCCGCACGGGGCGACGUACCGGUUCGCCGAGCGCGUGCUGGCACGCCACAGGCGGGACACGCUCAGGGCCCUGGGCCACUACCACGACGAAACGGAAAAGGGAAUCGGCCCGCUCAAGACGGUCUACAUGGUCGGCGACAACCCGGAGAGCGACAUCGCCGGGGCCAACACGUACGCCAGCGAGAGCGGGACCGAGUGGGUCUCGGUUUUGGUCAAGACGGGUGUGUACGCCCCUGAGAGGGGCGGGAAGCUCGAGGGGAGGUUCGAGCCGAGGGUGAUCGUGGAUGAUGUAAGCGCCGCGUUGCGAUGGGCGUUGGCCAGGGAGGGGUACAAGUACGCUCGGCCGGAUCUGGGUGGGAAGUAAGUGAGAUUCCAUACCAUACAGGUGCGUGAGUUGGACAUGUAUCGCGGCCGUCGUGUUGUACAUACAUUGAAUGAGUGUUAGACCGGGUUGCCGGAUGGCUGAUACCAUGGGUAUUUCGAGACGAAGGACCACGGCAUGAAGCAUUGAUGAGGUAGACUCUAGUAUGGGUGGUCUCACACGACCAAUACCGGCCCAGAGUUGAUUGUGAGCAAACUUACAGGUUCCUGGUCACACUCUCUAUCCAUGGCUUCCUACUGCUCAC